Messenger RNA from Chrysochloris asiatica (Cape golden mole), 2367 nucleotides. It is a transcript of the gene XRRA1, whose product is annotated as X-ray radiation resistance associated 1. The transcript has 17 exons. The record is from RefSeq and is a predicted model, not a curated record. The coding region runs from base 1 to 2367 and encodes 788 amino acids. Lineage: Eukaryota; Metazoa; Chordata; Mammalia; Afrosoricida; Chrysochloridae. Gene Ontology annotation, cellular component: nucleus.
AUGGCCUCCUCAGGAGUCUACAGGAUGGAUGAUGGGAAACCUUACCUGAACAACUGCUUUCCUGCCAAGAACCUGCUUCGGAUGCCUGAGGAAGGUCGAGGACACUGGUUAAUCUCUCGGAAAUCUAAUGUCAAGAAGAACUCCAAGGAUAUGAAUGAAGAGCCAGCUGCAGAUCAGGAAAGCCAGAAGAAGAGUAUUUCAGAUGUCCGGGGAAAGAGAGGGUCUCGGCAGGAAAACCAGUCGGCUCUUCCUGGACGCAUUCUGGACCGGUCUUUUCUGCUGAAGCACCACUGUGUGAAGAAGCCAUCAGACCUGUGCACCAUUAAUGCUAAGGACAGGGACUUCAAGCAUUUCCAUUCGGUUAUUUACAUCAAUGCCUCGGAAAACCUGCUGCCUCUAGAGGCAUUUCACACGUUUCCAGCCCUAAAGGAAUUGGAGCUCGCAUUUAAUGGCAUCAGAACAGUCUAUGUGAAAUAUGGAGACUUCCGAUGCUUGGAAUUCCUGGACCUUUCCUUCAACAGCCUGACUGGGGAGGCCAUCUGUGACCUGGGGAUUCUGCCCCAUCUCCGGGUCCUUCUCCUCACAGGAAAUGGACUCACCUCCCUUCCUCCCAAUCUGGCUGUCUCAGAGCAGGAGGCAUCUGAAACAACACUGACCAGCAAGAGGUACAUCUUGAGGUUCCCAGCUCUGGAGACACUGAUGUUGGAUGACAACAAACUCUCCAACCCCAAUUGCUUUGCCAGUCUGGCUGGACUCAGGAGACUGAAGAAGUUAAGCCUGGAUCAGAACAGGAUUUUCCGGGUCCCGUACCUACAGCAGGUGCACCUACGUGAUGGCUCAGGGGACUGGGUUGGAGACAGGGGGAGUCCCCGGAAAGAGCACCACCAGUCCACGCUGCAGCCCAAGCUGUGGGUGUAUGAGGCCUCCGAUGAGCAACCGGACUAUACUGUACUGCCCAUGAAAAAGGAUGUGGACCGGACAGAGGUUGUGUUCUCAUCUUACCCUGGAUUUUCAACCUCACAGCCAGCCAAAAUAUGUGUACUUCCUCCCAUAUUUGAGAUUCUUCCUGUGAAUUCACUAAAGGCCCGGAACCAGACGCUAGCUCCACCCUUCCCAGAGCUGAGGUGCCUUAGCCUGACCUACAACAAGAUCGUGAAGGAGGAUGCUUUGCUGCCAGUUGCCCUCUUCCCAUCUCUCUGCGAGCUCAUCUUUCAUAACAACCCUUUGGUGACCCAUACACGAGGGGUUCCACCAUUGCUAAAGAGUUUCCUCCAGGAGCGACUGGGGAUCCACUUAAUUCGAAGGAAGAUGGUAAAGGCUAAGCAUCCACAUAUUUUGAUGUCUCGCAAGGACUCGCGGAAGGUGAAAACCCAAAUCCCAAAGGUGCCGAAACAGCCCUUGAUGCUCCAGUACCCAAGUGUAAUAACCGCUGUCGAGUCUCUGAAAAGGGAUGUGCCAGAGGCAAGGGCAGAGCUCACCGAAGAGCUGCUCACUGACAAAAGCACUUCUGUGGAUGCAGAGAUGCCCAUGGAGGGCUCCGAGGGCCUUUCCACAGCCCACCAGACCUUUGUGCCACUGCCUGCCAUCCGCUCCGACUCUACCGUGCAUAGUGAAGAGAGCACGUCCCACCUGAGUGAUGUAGCUGACCACGGCAGCCCAGAGCACCUGUCAGAUGAGGACACCAAGAGCAUCGAGUCCAUCUUCUUGACCCAGGUGAGUGGGCUACCUACCUCCAUCCAGGAUGACUCAGCGGUGAAGGAGGAAGGUCAAAGACGACCAUCAACAGCACCUAAAGAGGUGAAGAGGACUCGGAGGAAGCUCCCAUCUGCCUCCCUCCCCAGAAAGUACAACGGCUAUGAGGACCUACUGACAGUCCAGCCCGAUUCAGACUUCAUUGAACCAAAGGGGAUCCAGAAGAAUGCCCAGGCCCUACAGCACAUACUGAAGCACCCGCUCCUCUGCCGCCCCUCCAAGCCCAAAAUGAACACUUACCAGAAGCCCUUCACCCCCAAGAAGCAGGCCCAGAGGAUCCCUAUUCCACCCCCACGGAAGACUCGAGCCCAGCUGCUGGAUGACAUCCUGAUUCGCAUGCGGGACCCCCGGAAUGUCACCGAGGCUCCACUAGGUGCCAUCCUGUGUGGGCGGGCGGAGCAGCGGCUGGUGAACCAGAAGCAGUACCUGGAAGCCAAGCGGCUGUUGAAAGAGUUCCGGGCCCGCUACCGGCAGCUGGUGCGCAACUCUAUGCGAACAGUGUUUGGGCAGCCCCCACCGCCUCUGCAGCGUCCUGCACUGGGCGAGAGCCAGCCCAAGUUUGGCCGCUUUCUCGAGUUCAUGGAUGAGUUCUGCCAGGACUCCCCCGGCCAGUGA